This is a messenger RNA of Ogataea parapolymorpha DL-1, 1500 nucleotides long. Its product is annotated as putative aldehyde dehydrogenase-like protein. NCBI's taxonomy places the organism in Eukaryota, Fungi, Ascomycota, Pichiomycetes, Pichiales, Pichiaceae. Bases 1 to 1500 code for a protein of 499 amino acids. The record is from RefSeq and is a predicted model, not a curated record. The transcript has a single exon. Gene Ontology annotation, molecular function: aldehyde dehydrogenase (NAD+) activity.
AUGUCAUUAUUCGAGAAGAUCACCACACCAAACGGCAAAUCCAUUGAGCAGCCAUUGGGCCUGUUCAUAAACAACGAAUGGGUGAAAACCGAUUCCACCAUCGACGCCAUCGAUCCUUCCACUGGUAAGAAGAUUACUGCGGUCUACGCAGCCAGUGAGAAGGACGUCGAUGCAGCUGUUGCGGCUGCGGUUGAAGCGUUUGAGAAUGAGUCUUGGACCGGCCUCACCGGCUCUGAGAGAGGUGACUAUAUCUACAAGAUCGCAGAGAUCAUCAAGAGGGAUGCCGAGCUGCUGGCCUCUAUUGAGUCCUACGACAACGGUAAGCCAUACGAGGCCGAAGCUCUGGCUGGUGAUAUCGUUGAGGCUUACGAGGUGUUCAAAUACUACGCUGGGUUUGCUGACAAGAUUCACGGCCAGUUCAUUGGUGCUGAGGUUCUUGGAAAAAAUAAAAUGUGCUUUACUGACCCAACUCCAUUGGGGGCAGUGGCCUCAAUCAUUCCAUGGAACUUCCCAUUCAUGAUGAUGGCAUGGAAAAUUGCUCCUGCGCUUGCUACUGGCAACACCGUGGUGUUGAAAACCUCGGAGAUCACUCCGCUAUCAGCUUUGCACCUGGGUAAAAUUGUUUUGGAGGCAGGUCUUCCAAAAGGUGUUGUGAAUAUUGUUUCUGGAUACGGCAAAGAUGCCGGAAACCACUUGGCUUCCCACCCAGAUAUCAGCAAGGUUGCCUUCACUGGAUCGACUGCUACAGGUCAGAAGAUUAUGGAAGCUGCUGCCAAAUCCAACCUUAAAAACGUCACCCUGGAAUGUGGAGGAAAAUCGCCCUACAUUGUGUUCGCAGAUUCAGAUCUGGACAAGGCUAUUGAGUGGGGAUUCAGUGGUAUCUUCUAUAACAAGGGAGAGGUUUGCACUUCCACCUCCAGAUUCUUUAUCGAGGAGUCUAUCUAUGACGAGUUUUUGGAGAAGUUUGUCAAGUUCACCAAGGAAAACUCCAAGGUCAGCCAACCAUUUGAGAAAGGCUGCACGAUUGGCCCUCUCGUGUCAUCUCUGCAAUACGAAAAGGUGAAGAAAUAUGUGGAAAUUGGCCAAAAAGAGGGAGCCAAGCUUCUAACAGGAAAGUUCCACGAAGGAGAGGGAUACUUCUGUGACCCAUUUAUUUUUGCUGACUGUACAGAUGACAUGACUAUUUGCAAAGAGGAAAUCUUUGGUCCUGUCGUUGCCAUCACGAAGUUCAAGGACACAGCAGAGGUUAUCAAGAGAGCCAAUAACACCACGUAUGGUCUUGCGGCUGCUCUGUUCACCAACAAUAUCACUAAGGCUCACAAAGUGGCCAACAAGCUCCAAGCCGGUAUGGUGUUUAUCAACUCGAACGGUGACUCAGACAUACACGUUCCUUUCGGUGGUGUUAAAAUGAGUGGUAUCGGAAGGGAACUGGGCACCUACGCUCUUGAUCUUUACACCACCCACAAAGCCAUUCAUGUGAACCUGGCUCUGGAAGACUGA